This is a messenger RNA of Clunio marinus, 429 nucleotides long. Lineage: Eukaryota; Metazoa; Arthropoda; Insecta; Diptera; Chironomidae. The record is from the annotation of a GenBank genome assembly.
AUGAGAACACGGAAGCGCAAAAAAGUAGCGCCGGAACCGUUUGCGCUACAAGUAGUAGAUAUCACUUCCCCUUUUUUUUUUGCGCUACGUGGAAGUAUCACAUCCUCCAUUUGUUUUUGCGCUGGUGGAAGUAUCACUUCCUCACAUUUUGCGCUACGUGGUAGUACUGCAAAAAAAUGGUUACGCAAGACAUUUUUUGCAGUAAAGUACGCUACCAGCGCAAGACAUGCCCAUCUCUGUGAAGAGAAGCAAACCCGAGUAAGCACAAGUGGUAUCAGGUCUCGAAUAAGGAAGUCUAACUCACAUCAAACACAAAAAUUGCAAAUGUUUCAGUUGAUAUUGUAUUGUCGUCAUUUGGUUACACAGAUGUUGAUGAUUCUGUUAUUUAUUCGCUAUGUAGCUGUAGGUAAUUUCGCAGAGAACUUUUAA